AUGGCACCCCUCACACCACCAGAAUCAGCAACAUUACAACUAGAAUCAACCGACUUGUCUUCACAAUUCAUACUACACAAGGACCAAACAGUUCCAUCCUGCAUGGAAUAUAAUGAAAUAUUUGAAAAAAGACCACAUAUUGAAUCUGCUCCAAAUAUUCUUGACACUACUCGAUAUCCUGUCCCGUUUACCGAACCUUUUGACGAGCACUUUACUCAUCUGUCUCGUAUUCAGACUGGCAAACUCAAAAUUCCAACAGAGAAGUUGUUUGAAUGGGCUAAAUCGACUGCAGAGGAUUUGGCCGAUGUAGGCCAUGACAGGCAAGAACCAUCUUAUCGAUCACCAUUGAUUAAAAAACCAUCGCUGUCAAAAAAUUCUCAACAACAAGCGUCAUUUGAAUCCAUACCUGGGGUCGAGUUUCUGCGCCAGACUGGUGCGGUUGGAUCGUCCUCUGCAGAUAUACUUGGCAAACAGAGAUAUGACGAAUCCUGUGUGCAAGAUGGAAACCAGGCAUCCGCUGAUGAUCUUGUUCAUUUUUCUCCAUUAAAAAGCUUGGAAUUAAUAUCUGCUGGAACUGAGACAAAUAUCACUAAAGAAGCUAUUCUAUCACGCACCGAGUCUAUUUUUCAAGAGCCAUCAGCAGCUGAAAUAGAGCAACUGCUUCCUGGGCUGAUUUGCCAAGCAUUGGACCAGCAUAAAUCCAUUCUAUCCGCGGCAAUGACCAUUUACGACAUAUCUACCCAUUUUACUGAAAUCAAUCAGUCUCUUUUCGAUAAAGUUGUAAAAGUCAAAGCUUUACAAGGUGUAUGUCAGGAUCGGUUGGAAGCGCUUGCCCAGCUAAGGUUCGAGUAUCGCUUUAGGCGCCAAGAACUGGACCAACUGGGCAUCCCUGUUCGACCACUCUGUGUCCUGUCAGAUCUAACAUUACAGUUUCGUGACUGCACUCUUAUUGAGCAAGCUUUUUCUGAUGCAAGAGAAGAAUAUGAAAUGACUCUGGAUCAAUUGACUUACAAUGGCUUAAUUGAUCCUCAUUCUGCGGCUGUUUGCACAUCUGAGAUUGCUGGAGAACAUGAAUUCAAGUUGUUGGAAAACUCUGAGCCAUUGGUGCAACGGAUGGACGAGUCAAAGCUUGAAUUUGUUCAAAGACAGCGGUAUACUCGACUCACUUUGACUGUACAGCUCAACAGUGUGCGAUUGCAAGCAUUGAGUGCAACAAUUGAAGAGCAACUUUUGCGGAACCGCAUCAUCCUUGCCAUUACUCCCCUUCUCUCUACCAUUGAGCAGAGAUACGCCAUGUGUACACAAAAUGCCGAGAAUGUGACAAAUAAUGUCAAGGAAGAACUUGAAAAAAUCGAACGAUUAAAAUCGGGAAUCCCUGUUGCUCGUAAAAUCAAACGUAGAGCCACGUUUCCCUCGGUUUUAAAUGAACAAGUUUCACCAGAGUUUUUGGAACAACUGAAAUCCUAUUCUCCAUUGGGAAACUCCACCAGUACAUUGAUAAAUCCAACUACGCAACCUCCACCUUUAUUUCCCCAUGUGCCAUCUACUGUACCAUUGCCACUAGAAAAGAGUGGUGCUCUGCCCACUCCUGGAGAUAGCAUACGACGAUCGCUGUUAUUAACUCAUCCAACACGAACAAAAUCGCAUGAGCUUGUACCACUCAACAUAUCCACAUUAGAAAACAUCCAAGUGCCGAAUGAUACGACUCGCUUGAUCUGGACUCCACCUACUCCAGUUUCCGCUUUCUAUAAUACAGCCCUUUACUCCGAUCCAACUCUACAUGUUUCUUGUACAACUCCACCCAUCACUAAUACUCACACUGCAACAACAUUGGGCGUAGAUCAAACGUAUUUCACACCUUCUCUCUUUGAGUUUGGAUUUGAUAGCAUGUUCAAGGAAAUUGAUAUUGGUCCACCACGUCGAUCAACCAUUCAUGAAUUUACAAAAGUAGUUGUGUUGAAUACACUUGAUAUUGUACGGAAAGUGAUUGAAUGGAUAUAA
Messenger RNA from Batrachochytrium dendrobatidis JAM81, 2001 nucleotides. RefSeq lists its product as uncharacterized. The transcript has a single exon. Bases 1 to 2001 code for a protein of 666 amino acids. NCBI's taxonomy places the organism in Eukaryota, Fungi, Chytridiomycota, Chytridiomycetes, Rhizophydiales. The record is from RefSeq and is a predicted model, not a curated record.